Musa acuminata AAA Group (dessert banana) is the source of this 1848-nucleotide messenger RNA. RefSeq names its product pentatricopeptide repeat-containing protein At1g08070, chloroplastic-like. Gene Ontology annotation, biological process: RNA modification. Gene Ontology annotation, cellular component: intracellular membrane-bounded organelle. Gene Ontology annotation, molecular function: protein binding; RNA binding. The record is from RefSeq and is a predicted model, not a curated record. The transcript has a single exon. NCBI's taxonomy places the organism in Eukaryota, Viridiplantae, Streptophyta, Magnoliopsida, Zingiberales, Musaceae. Bases 115 to 1812 code for a protein of 565 amino acids.
AAGAUCCGUAAAGAUAGCUGAUUAACAGCUUUAAGUUCUGUGCCAAUGUUACACCACAACACCGGUGCGAUUUCGUUGCUUCACCAGUGACUUCACGGUCCUCGUCAUCAGUUGAUGAGGGCUAAUCGCAGCCGUCAGGAGUUACUACCAAAAUUGCCUUAUCACCCACUCAAAGACAUCAAGGCCGUCAAAUGCGACCUCUUCUCUGGAUACGACCUCAGCCGCAUGAUCGACGCGCCCCUGCGGCACACCACCCGCUCGCUCGUGCGGCUCAUCAAAUCCAUCGCCACCGACACCACCUUCGCUGCACCUUCGGCCCUCCGCGCGGCACAACAGCUCCACUCGCACGUCCGCAAGGUCGGACUCCUCUCCAAUGAAUUCAUCUCCAGCGCUCUUAUAUCCGUCUGCUCUGCCAUCGGCUUCGUCGUCAUCGCGCGUCAGCUGUUCGAUGAAAUACCUGAUGCAGGCCUCGUCGCUCGGACGGCCAUGGUCCGGGCCUACGUCACUGUCCACCAGCCUGCCGAAGCGUUGCAGCUAUUCCGAGCUACGGUCUUGUCCGGCCUGUCCCCAGAUCCUAUUGCUCUGGCGACCGCGAUAUCCGCAUGCUGCCAAUUGGGCAGCUUGUCUAUGGUAAAGAUGAUUCACGGAUAUAUUAUCGGUAGUGGGAUUGUGAUCGAUCCGUUUGUCAGCACUCAGUUGAUUAAGGCUUAUGGCAACCACGGUAAGUUAGAUAUCUGUCGGCAUCUGUUUGAUGAAAUGCCUGUUAAAACUCUCGUCACUUGGAAUACCAUCAUACAUCAGUGUUUGAAGCAUGGAGCGAUUGAACUGGCACGUGGAAUAUUUGCCGAGAUGCCCGAGAGGGAUGUGGUUUCAUGGAACACGUUGAUGUCAGGGUGUUCUCAAGUGGGUAGGUGCAGAGAGGCGUUUGCAUUGUUCCAUGAGAUGGAACUUUCUAGCGAGAAGCCUAACAAGCUCACCCUGUACAUUGUUCUGUCCGCCUGUGCUAGCAUGGGUGCCCUGGACACUGGUAUGUGGCUCCAUGCCUAUUUAGGAAGAAGUGGUUUGAACUCUGAUGGAUCUUUGGAUCACUGCCUAAUUGAUAUGUAUGCCAAGUGCGGGAGCAUCGAAAAGGCUCUUCAAGUCUUUGAAGGUGCCCGAGUUAGAAGCUUGUAUUCAUGGACUUCGAUAAUCUGUGGGCUUGCUAUGCAUGGGCAAGCUGACCAUGCCCUCCAUUUGUUUUUCCAGAUGCUAGAAGUAGGAAUUCAACCAGAUGAUGUGACUUUGGUUGGUGUUCUAAGCGCAUGUGCUCAUGGAGGACUAGUAGAUCAAGGAUAUAGAUUCUUUUCUUUUAUGGAGGAAAUGUAUGGCCUAGAACCUAAGAUUGAGCACUAUGGUUGUAUGAUCGAUCUUUUAGGUCGUGUAGGCAGAUUAAAAGAAGCAUACAAUAUGAUAUCGAGGAUGCCUAUGAGACCCAAUGCAGUUUUGUGGGGGACUAUGCUAAGUGCUUGCAAGGUUCACAAAAAUGUGGAGCUAGGUAAAGUUGCAGCAAUGGAAUUGAUUGAGCUGGACCCAUGUGAUCCAUGGCCCCGAUUGAUGCUCUCAAAAAUAUAUGCAGAAGUUAGUGAUUGGGGUAGCUUUAUGAAACUGAGGAAGGAGAUGAAUGCUGUGGGGUUGAGGAAAACACCAGGUUGUAGUUCUAUUGAGGUGAAUGGGGAAGUUCAUGAAUUUCUUGCAGGGGAUAGUUUGCAUUCACAAAUCGAAGAGAUUAUUGUAUUAUUGGAAAACAUCGAAGCUCAAAUGCAGGUUACUUGAUGCUCGAUUAUAUAAAUUACAUAGAUUUCUCCCUAA